Anisakis simplex (herring worm) is the source of this 399-nucleotide messenger RNA. NCBI's taxonomy places the organism in Eukaryota, Metazoa, Nematoda, Chromadorea, Rhabditida, Anisakidae. The record is from the annotation of a GenBank genome assembly.
AUGUUUCAUUUCAUUUCACUUACAACAGCGCUGAGUAUAUCGCUCUCUCUACUAUUCUGUUUACCGGCUCUAUUGCAACAAGACUAUUUGGUGAACGGUGAAGAUGAUCACUACACGGCAAAUGAAAAAUUCUUCGAAGAUCCGGUUAUUGAGGAGAUCAUCGAACAAAUCGCCCAUUAUCGUAAGAGGAAUGACGACCAUAGUGCAGAGCAGCAAGAUAAAUCGUUGAACGUCAAAUUGAGCAGUGGUCAAAAGCCGCUUAAUGAAGGUGCCGAGAAAUUAGCUCAUAUGCUUCAAGUCGAAAAGCUGGAUCGGUAUAACCGUGAAAUUGAGCGAAUUAAAUCGAAAAAUUUAUUGAAGCUUCGAGUGAAAUGUUUCUUCAAUCCGGUCACUUGUUGA